AGGUGAACACCAACGGCAGCGUCCUGCUGAGCGAGAUCGUGGGCACCAUCAAGCUCAAGGUCUUUCUCUCCGGCAUGCCCGAGCUGCGUCUGGGCCUCAACGACCGCAUGCUCUUCGAGCUGACGGGGCGGGGCAAGAACAAGUCGGUGGAGCUGGAGGACGUGAAAUUCCACCAGUGCGUGCGGCUCUCGCGCUUCGACAACGACCGCACCAUCUCCUUCAUCCCGCCCGACGGCGACUUCGAACUCAUGUCCUACCGGCUCAACACGCAGGGGGAGCCCCUCAUCUGGAUCGAGUCUGUCAUCGAGAAGUUCUCCCACAGCCGUGUGGAGAUCAUGGUCAAGGCAAAGGGCCAGUUCAAGAAGCAGUCGGUGGCCAACGGGGUGGAGAUCGCGGUGCCCGUCCCCAGCGACGCCGACUCCCCCAAGUUCAAGACCAGCGUGGGCAGCGCCAAGUACAUGCCGGAGAAGAACGUGGUCGUCUGGAGCAUCAAGUCGUUCCCGGGGGGGAAGGAGUUCCUGAUGCGGGCUCACUUUGGGCUGCCCAGCGUGGAGAAGGAGGAGGUGGAGGGGCGGCCGCCCAUAGCUGUCCAUUACCAGCUCCGGACCCACCCCAACAUCCAGGACGAGGCGGGCCGGGCUCCUGCCCACGAUGCCGCUCGCACCGGCUUUCUGGACACCCUGCGGGUGCUGGUGGAGUACGGGGCCGACGUCAACGUGUCUGACGGGGCAGGGGCGCUGCCCCCCCCCGUGGCCGUCCGGGAGGGGCACGCGGAGGUGGUGCGGUACCUGGCGCCCGAGUCCGACCUGCGGCAGCGGGACGUCGAGGGGCGCACCCCCCUGGAGCUGGCCCGUCACCUGGGCCUCUCGCACAUUGGGGCCAUCUUGGAGCAGCACCUCUCUGCCCCGGCGUAG
Pelodiscus sinensis (Chinese soft-shelled turtle) is the source of this 914-nucleotide messenger RNA. NCBI's taxonomy places the organism in Eukaryota, Metazoa, Chordata, Testudines, Trionychidae. The record is from RefSeq and is a predicted model, not a curated record.